This is a messenger RNA of Musa acuminata AAA Group (dessert banana), 804 nucleotides long. Its product is annotated as F-box protein At4g35930-like. The record is from RefSeq and is a predicted model, not a curated record. Lineage: Eukaryota; Viridiplantae; Streptophyta; Magnoliopsida; Zingiberales; Musaceae. The transcript is spliced from 3 exons. Gene Ontology annotation, molecular function: protein binding. The coding region runs from base 1 to 804 and encodes 267 amino acids.
AUGAGUGUUGAAUCUAUGGCUUUCAAACAAAAGAAGCGAGUGAAGAACACAAAGAACAAGUACCUAAAACCUGGUGCGCUUGCUCAGAUCCGAUAUAGCAGGAGCUCAAGCAAAUCGUGCACGGAUAUUGGGAAGAAAAGGAUCGUGUUGCAGUCAGAGAAGGCGAAGAUUGAUCUGCUUAAUCGGGAUGAGGUCAUUCAGAGCGAUUCACCGAUCGUGUCUCCCAUUAGGGUCAGCUCUCAUCUCGCAAUGGAUGAUGCUAAGCAGCAGAAGCUUCCUCUGACACCUAAAACACCACAGAGUGUAGAUUGUGAUAGUCAAUCAAGACUCGAAUCUCUUCCUAUGGAUAUUCUGGUCAAAAUCCUCUGCCACCUGCAUCAUGAUCAGCUACGAGCUGUUUUCCAUGUUUCCCAGAGAAUUCGAACAGCUGUACUACUGGCCAGGCAAUUGCAUUUCAAUUACACGACCCCAGACCGGUCCAGGCAAGAGAUGCUCAACACCAAGACUCCGGUGCCGACCGAACAUUGGCCUUUUGUGAGGUACAUGACUCGAUGGACACAUUGCAGCUCGUCGUUCCUACUCAUUUCAUUCCUCCUCUUCUUCUCGGCUUACUACAUCCUUGUGGAUUUCCAGCAAGGCAGAUGGAAAGAGGCCAACCCCGCACACACCGAAAGCUCCAAGACACGGCCCUCGUCCUCGCCUUCACCUGAUGGACAUGAGGCAGAUCGCAGCUGUCCUGUUCCAGGAGUCGACACUCCGUCCGGGGCGAAUCAUGCCACCGGGUCUGCCGAGGCCAAUCUUUAA